AGCCGUGUCGCGAAAGAAAAAUUCACGCUAGCGCCUCCCGUCCGCACCUGCCCACAUCAGCACCACGCCAUCGCGCCCCGCCCGAGCGCCAGCGCCGGUCGCCAUCCCUCUUCGCCGCCGCCACUACGACGCCAUGCGCCGGUUCGCAGCCGACAGGGCGCGCCGCGCGGUGGCCGCGUCCCUGCGGGGCGCCGCCUCCUCCAGAUCAGCCGCGGCGUCGCCCCUCGCUCCGGCGCCGUGCCAUCCAGCUCCUCCCGUGGGGGCGGCGGCGAUGGCGGCGGCCCUGGCCAGGACCAUGUCCACGGCAGCCGCGGGCACGCCCCCAGUGUCGCUGAAUACCAUCAACCCCAAGGUCUUGAAGUGUGAAUAUGCAGUUCGUGGAGAGAUUGUUACACAUGCUCAGAACUUACAACAAGAAUUACAGAAAAAUCCAGAUUCACUUCCUUUUGAUGAGGUUUGUAUUUGGAUGGUGUCAACAACUACAUCUCUACUCUUAUUGCUUUCGAUGAUCAAUGGACUUAGUUACAUUUAUCUAUUUCAAUGGCAGAUACUUUACUGCAAUAUUGGAAAUCCCCAAUCCCUUGGCCAACAGCCAGUUACAUAUUUCAGAGAAGUCCUCUCUUUAUGUGAUCAUCCAGCUCUCUUGGAUAAAAGUGAAACUCAUGCUCUAUACAGUUCAGAUGCUAUAGAGAGAGCAUGGCAAAUUCUGGACAAGAUACCAGGAAGAGCGACGGGAGCCUAUAGCCAUAGUCAGGGUAUAAAAGGUUUGCGUGAUGAAAUUGCUGCUGGAAUUGCUGCCCGUGAUGGGUUUCAUGCCAGCGGAGACAACAUCUUCCUAACAGAUGGAGCAAGCCCAGCAGUGCACAUGAUGAUGCAAUUGUUAAUAGGGUCUGAGAAGGACGGCAUUCUCUGCCCUAUUCCACAGUACCCGCUGUAUUCUGCAUCGAUUGCUCUUCAUGGUGGUUCCCUUGUUCCUUAUUUCCUUGAUGAAGAGACAGGGUGGGGACUUGAGGUCGAUGAGCUAAAGAAACAACUGGAGGAGGCUCGGUCUAAGGGCAUCACUGUCAGGGCACUUGUUGCCAUAAAUCCUGGAAAUCCAACGGGACAGGUUCUUGCUGAGGAAAACCAAAAGAAAAUUGUCGAAUUCUGCAAGAAUGAAGGACUUGUUCUUCUUGCGGAUGAGGUUUACCAAGAAAAUAUAUAUGUUGAAGAUAAGCAAUUCCACUCAUUCAAAAAAAUUGCACGAUCAUUGGGAUACACUGAUGAUGAUCUUCCCUUGGUAUCAUUCCAGUCGGUUUCUAAAGGCUACUAUGGAGAAUGUGGAAAACGAGGUGGUUACAUGGAGAUAACUGGAUUCAGUCCUGAAGUACGGGAACAGAUUUACAAGUUGGCAUCAGUAAAUCUGUGCUCCAAUGUCUCAGGCCAAAUACUUGCUAGUCUUGUAAUGAACCCACCAAAGGCUGGGGAUGAAUCCUUUGAAUCCUUCAUGGUAGAGAGGGAUGGUAUCCUUUCAUCAUUGGCUCGGCGUGCAAAGGCUUUGGAAGAAGCAUUCAAUAGUUUAGAAGGUAUCACAUGCAACAAAGCUGAGGGUGCAAUGUAUCUGUUCCCACGCCUUCAUUUACCCCAGAAGGCGAUUGGAGUUGCCCAAGCAGCUGGCACUGCCCCAGAUGCAUACUACGCCAAACGCCUACUAGAAGCCACUGGAAUUGUCAUUGUCCCUGGUUCUGGUUUUGGACAGGUCCCUGGAACAUGGCACUUCAGAUGCACUAUCUUGCCCCAGGAGGACAAAAUGCCAGCAAUCAUAUCGAGGUUCAAGGAGUUUCACGAGAAGUUCAUGGAUGAGUUCCGUGAUUAAAUAUACAGACUUGUACCAAAAGGUGCUGACACUGGGCGUCCACCUCAGACUCGGCAUACCAUCAGUUUUUCUGUCAGAGGCAUUCUGUAAUUUUUUUCUGUUGAAAUAAUAAGGUCACCCAUGGCGUCCCUUCAUCCUUUGGAUGCUACAGCCAAACUGUUCCCAGCUUUUAUUACAGAAUCUCGAGCGUGGCAAAACCAUGCUUCUGUUUGCCUUGUGAUAAGUGUAAUUUAGGCUCCUGGCCCUGACGUGUACAAACUUACCCGAAUUUUGAGGUCAAUUGAAAUUACUCAGCACAUCCCUGAA
This is a messenger RNA of Panicum hallii, 2161 nucleotides long. RefSeq names its product alanine aminotransferase 2-like. The record is from RefSeq and is a predicted model, not a curated record. The coding region runs from base 134 to 1855 and encodes 573 amino acids. Gene Ontology annotation, molecular function: pyridoxal phosphate binding; L-alanine:2-oxoglutarate transaminase activity. Gene Ontology annotation, biological process: biosynthetic process. NCBI's taxonomy places the organism in Eukaryota, Viridiplantae, Streptophyta, Magnoliopsida, Poales, Poaceae. The transcript is spliced from 14 exons.